This is a messenger RNA of Schistosoma guineensis, 1119 nucleotides long. The record is from the annotation of a GenBank genome assembly. NCBI's taxonomy places the organism in Eukaryota, Metazoa, Platyhelminthes, Trematoda, Strigeidida, Schistosomatidae.
AUGGGAUCACCCAAAUAUUUGUCUAACGUUCAGAGGUCAAAUUUGACGUCAAAUCGAAAUCUCUGUGACUACAUAGGUAGUUAUGAACUUUUUAGUUCCACAAACACUUUGGCAGAAAAAACACCGGAGACCAGUUGGCAUCCACAACCAAGUACCUUUUGGUUAAACAAAGAAGGUGAAUCGUUUUCAAUGUCAGAGGAUUUGAAAUACCAUUCGCAUUUACUAGCCUGGGAUUGUCAGCAGGAAAUGUUAGCAAUUACGCUCAUACCACAUCAGUCAAAAGAAAAGCCAUAUGAAAGCCAAGGUACCCAAACCAAGUCUUCUGUGUAUAUAUUUCAACGGCAAUCACCACAAACGCAUUUCUAUGGAUAUGGAUGUACUGUUGUACAAACUGGUUCAAGAUCAUUGGCAGUACUUACCACAAUAUAUAAUAAACGUGUAAACAAAACAAAUACAAGCGCUUCAAAGAAUAUAUCGAUAAUAAACAAUACUACUGAGAAUAUAAAAGGGGAAGUGAAUAUGAUUAAAGAUGAAAAUUCCGAGAAUUGCCGCGGAUCUUUCAUAACCAAACCAAAACAACUAGGGAUUUGUAAAGAUAUAAAUCAGAAUUUUACUGGCUUCAUUAGUCAGGACAAUUGUUCGCUUUCUAAUUUCCCAUGUGAAUAUAAAUUGAUUGGAAUGUAUCAACAUAAUAUAUUUACAAUUGAACCAUAUAAAUUACAAGUUCGUGAUUUGGAGAACACAUCAACAUUUACAUUUACAUCUUUACAAGAGACUAUUACAUUAUUACAUAAUUCAGAAACUUUGCUCAUCAAUGAAUUAAAUAUUUCAUGGAUUUCAAUUAAUAAUUCUGGUAAUUCAAUAGCAUUCACAAUAGAAAUUUUAUACAAUGGAGAAUUAUGUAAAUUAUUAUGGUUAAAUUCUAUGGAUUCAUUAACAAAAAUGCAAUUAGAUAAAAUGAAUGACAAAGUUAUGGAAAGAACCAUAAAUGGAAUUAUGAAUAAAGAAGAGAAUUUAUUAAAAAAAUGGUUUCCGGAUCCAAAUAUUUAUAUUUAUCAUAUAGAUGAAGAUAAAUUGAAAUGUUUCAAUUUUUUUGAAACUAACAAAUUCUACUCAUGA